Messenger RNA from Sporothrix schenckii 1099-18, 348 nucleotides. RefSeq lists its product as uncharacterized. Bases 1 to 348 code for a protein of 115 amino acids. NCBI's taxonomy places the organism in Eukaryota, Fungi, Ascomycota, Sordariomycetes, Ophiostomatales, Ophiostomataceae. The transcript has a single exon. Gene Ontology annotation, molecular function: transcription coregulator activity. Gene Ontology annotation, biological process: regulation of transcription by RNA polymerase II. The record is from RefSeq and is a predicted model, not a curated record. Gene Ontology annotation, cellular component: mediator complex.
AUGGACAGGGCUGCAGACGCUCACACCGAGACACAGGUUGCUACUUUCAAGGAAUCUAUGGACAAUUUCCUGAAUACGCUGCAUUCAGUUGACGUUCGGCUCAAGCGGCAGAUCUGGGGUCUCGAGGAGGCGGGGUUGAUAUCGCUGAAAGAGUCCAGGUCGUCCGGGGUUUCUUUGGAGCCUAAUGGCGUUGGUGACAUUGGUAGUCUGGAUGUUGGUUGGCUGAAUAGCCGGAGCAACAAGGUCGAUCGUGAAAUGGAAGCUGAAUUGUGGUCCACGAUGAGGGCCACUGUGGAACGACUCAGCCAGAAUGACUCUGGUCGGAGAGAAGCAGGUGCUGAAAAGUGA